AUGGCGGCCGCAUCAGCAGCAGGCGUACUUACUCGCACGCAGCGCAGCGCAGCGCCGGGCCACGCGUCUCCAGGAGCUCCGGGCGACGCGACGCCACGACGGCAAAACACCGCGGCCGACGCCAGCCGGCAAGUCGCCGCCAGCCCAGCACUCCACUGCCGCCAGCACUCUGCUCCUAUCUGCAGAGAACAGACGGAGCGCAGCGGCGGUAGAACAACACCGGCGCUGGGACUCCCACCACCAUAUGUUCACACUGCGGAGGGAGGUGGGAUCCCCCGCCGAAAGAAGGAUGGUGUUUACCGCAGCGGGCGCUCAGGGAGGCCUGGCAGCCAAUCAGGCAGAAGUCAGUCCCCCUCUCACCCCUACCCUCCUCCAGCCCCCAAAGCUCCCAUGGGGAGCGCGGCGGUCAAGGGUCCGUCUCCGGCGGUCAGUGAGCGACGCCUGCGUUCGCGGUCGCCGGGCCCUGGAUUAAGCGCCGCCACUGUAGGCCACCCUCCUGCCUCCGCUGUGCGGCGGUCAGCAGCAUCAGUAGGCUAA
This is a messenger RNA of Schistocerca piceifrons (Central American locust), 537 nucleotides long. Its product is annotated as CASP-like protein 4A2. The record is from RefSeq and is a predicted model, not a curated record. Lineage: Eukaryota; Metazoa; Arthropoda; Insecta; Orthoptera; Acrididae. The coding region runs from base 1 to 537 and encodes 178 amino acids. The transcript is spliced from 2 exons.